Messenger RNA from Trichoderma breve, 762 nucleotides. RefSeq names its product enoyl-(Acyl carrier protein) reductase domain-containing protein. The transcript is spliced from 4 exons. The record is from RefSeq and is a predicted model, not a curated record. Lineage: Eukaryota; Fungi; Ascomycota; Sordariomycetes; Hypocreales; Hypocreaceae. The coding region runs from base 1 to 762 and encodes 253 amino acids. Gene Ontology annotation, molecular function: oxidoreductase activity, acting on the CH-OH group of donors, NAD or NADP as acceptor.
AUGGAGCUGUUUUCUCUAGCUGGCAAGACUGCUUUAGUCACUGGGGGCACUCGCGGUAUUGGCCAAGCUAUCGCUACAGGGCUUGCUGAGGCCGGUGCAGAUAUUGUCCUUGUCCAGCGAAAUACAGAGGAAAGUGUCACAAAGCAGAGCAUCGAAGCUCUGGGACGCAAAUGCCACAUUAUUGUAGCAGAUCUGAGCGAACGAAGCAGUGUACAUGACCUCAUUACUUCCGUAACUGAGGCUCAUCGUAUUAAUAUUCUCAUCAACAAUGCAGGCAUCAUGCGGCGAUAUCCCGCAACUGAGAUUUCACAGGAGGUGCUUGACGAAGUGAUGGAGGUCAACUUCAACGGCCCCUUUAUUCUGUGCCGCGACAUGGGCAGAUACUGGAUCGACAACAAGAUCGAUGGCAGGCUCAUCAACAUUGCCAGUCUAUCCACAUUCCAGGGAGGCGUGAGAAUGGCUGCGUAUUCGGCCAGCAAAGGUGCCGUGGGCCAGCUAACGAAAGCUCUUUCUAACGAGUGGGCGCAGCACAAGAUUCGCGUCAACGCAAUUGCACCAGGGUAUAUCGCCACAGACAUGAAUACAGACACACGCAGCAACCCAGAUCAGACAUACUACCAGUCUAUCGUGACACGCAUCCCCAUGGGACACUGGGGAAAGCCGGAGGAUUUCAAAGGACCGGCUGUGUUCCUUGCUUCUGACGCAAGCUCUUACGUGUCUGGAGAAACGAUUGUGGUCGAUGGCGGGUGGAUGGCGCGAUGA